AUGUUUCUGGUUCCAAAAUCAAAACAAACCACUUUACAAUAAAUUGGUGAGCAUCUACUACAGUCAGUUGAUUUCAAUCUUCUCUUCUCUCAUCAUGCGAUGCUUAAGUUUAUUAUCCCUGUGUGCUGGUCUAGCUCUGGGUGGAGUUUAUCAUCCCCCGACCUGUAAAACUGUCUGGGAUGAGAAAUGUUGGGAUGAACCUAGACAGCAGUGUGAUACUGUACAGAAACCGUACACUAGUACAGUCACAGAUCAGAAGUGUUCUACACAGUACGAUAAACAGUGCAAAACUGUUUUUGAUACAAAGGUUGAGCAUGUACCCCGUCAAGAAUGCACUACAGUACAGGAGCAGAAGUGCCACAAGCAAUCUAAACAAGAAUGCAACACUAUCCAAGUACCUGUCACUUCUACUGUACCGGAGCAAAAGUGCCAAGAUGUACCUGAGCAGAAGUGCCACACCGACUACGAGAAAAAAUGCACCACUCAGUAUGACCAGCAGUGCACCACUAACUACAAGGAGGAAUGCACCACCAACUAUGAGAAGGAAUGCAAGACUGAAUACAACCAGAAGUGCUCCACCACCCAGGAACAGGUGUGCGACACCGUGAAUGAAACCCAGCUUGAAACUGUAACCAGGAACAAGUGCACUGUUGAGCUUAAAGAAGAAUGCUACGAUUCUCCUAAAAUGGAGUGCAAGAGUGUCCAGAAGCCUGUUAAGAAGGUGAAGCAUGAAAAAGAAUGCAAGACUGUUUCCGAUCGGGUUUGUAAUACUGUUACUGACCGGCAGUGCAAGGUAGAGAAUGACCGCCAAUGUAAUCAGGUUCCUGAGCAAGUAUGCAACACUGUCUCUGAAAGAGUCUGCUCUACUGAGAGUGUAAAAGAAUGCCAAACUACAACUGUUCGAGAAUGCACUACUGAAACUGUCCGUGAGUGCUCUACAGAGAAGGUUAGGGAAUGCAAUCUUGUGAACACUCCUGUUUGUAAUGGUAUCCACUGUGCUCAAGUGCCCUCCAUGCAGUGCAAUGAUGUGCCCAAGGAGAAGUGUUGGGAUGAACCCAGAGAGAAGUGUUGGGACGAACCUAGAGAGACCUGUAAACAGGUUCCCAAGGAGAAGUGUUGGGAUGAACCUCGCCAAGUGUGCCAGAAUAUUCCUAAGAUGGUUUGCCAGGAUGUUCCCAAGGAAAAGUGUUGGGAUGAGCCUAGACAAGAAUGCCGUGAUGUGCCAAGAGAGGAGUGCCGUGAGGUUCCCAGGGAGUAUACGGACUAUAUCUCUGUUCAAGAAUGUAACUCUGUUAAUGUUCCCGUAUGUCGCCCUGUACCCCGUGAAUCCUGCCGUAAUGUUCCAGAACAGGUUUCAAAACUGGUUCCCAGACAAAAAUGCUACAGUAAACCAAGAGAGGUCUGCCAACAGGUUCCUAAUGAGGUCUGUAACAGUGUACCCAGGAAGCAAUGUACCCAAGUACCCGUCAAAGAAUGCAGACAGGUUCCAAGGGAAGAAUGUACCAACGUUCCCCAUCAGAAGUGUAAGACAGUUAUAAACCAGGAAUGUACUACUGUACAACGUACUGUCACCAACAAUGUACCAGAACAGAAGUGCCAUGAUGUACAGACUGAUGUUUGUGUUAAUGUACCCAGACCUUCCUGCACUACAGUUACUGAUAAAGUUGAAUCUAAGGUUGCACGUGAGGCUUGUGAGCAAGUUCCUCGUGAGGAAUGUCGUCAAGUGCCCCGUCAGGUGACCAACUAUAGGAAUGAACAAGAGUGCAGAACAGUCACAGAACGGCAGUGCAGCAAGGUGUCGAGACAGGAGUGUACUGAAGGAGAAUGGGUUCAACGUACACUUUAAAUUUUCAAUUUUAUAAUCUAGUGAUACAAAUUUUAUAGAUAUUUUAGAUUUGAUGAAAUAUAGACUUUCAAAUUAA
Molecule: messenger RNA, 1922 nt
Organism: Eurytemora carolleeae
Lineage: Eukaryota; Metazoa; Arthropoda; Copepoda; Calanoida; Temoridae
Product: axoneme-associated protein mst101(2)
Exons: 7
Coding region: 95-1846 (583 amino acids)
Source: RefSeq, a predicted model, not a curated record